Molecule: messenger RNA, 1083 nt
Organism: Bipolaris zeicola 26-R-13
Lineage: Eukaryota; Fungi; Ascomycota; Dothideomycetes; Pleosporales; Pleosporaceae
Exons: 3
Coding region: 1-1083 (360 amino acids)
Source: RefSeq, a predicted model, not a curated record
AUGGCUGACCAUCACGUGAGCAGACUACACAUCGCUUCGGCUACACUGAAAGCUAUCGGCGCAGCUCUACAACGCUCUCUAACCUCGCCCUUCAAAGGCGACAAUGGCUCCAACACAUACUUCAAGGAUAUCAUGUUUGCCGUCUUCCGGGCCAACAUGGGCAACCUUGACCUCGUCCAUGACCGUUACUUGAACGGAGGCUCUACAACCACAAACUAUGUCAAGUAUGCUGAGCAGCACAAGUUCGCGCCAGACAGCAUAACCCUGCCAAGUGGCACACAGGCGCAUUGGUUGGGAAAAAGCAAUGCAUCCAAGGUCUUGGUAUACUUCCAUGGUGGCGGCUAUGUUCUCCCUGCUGGACCUGGCCAUAUACUCUGGCUCGACGACUUCCAAAAAUCUCUCGGUCCCGAUGUGUCUGCAUUGCUUCUCGCAUACGACGUUGCGCCCGAGGCUAAAUACCCUACUCAGCUCAAGCAAGCCAUCGAGCUUCUCAACCAUCUAGUAUACACCGAAGGUCGCAGUCCCUCUGAUCUCAUACUGGCUGGCGACUCCGCUGGCGGCAAUCUUAUCCUCGGAGCCCUCUCGCAUAUUACACACCCGCAUCCAGACAUCACACCGCUCUCGCUACCUGACAGGCUCCAUGGUGUUUUGCUAAUAUCACCAUGGUGCUCACUGACCCAGACCAAUACUCCUGCAUUUACCACAAACGCCGAGCGCGACAUGGUUGAUGCCAGGGUUCUCAACCGAUGGGGUGCUGCAUUUCUUGGCUCCGACUCUCCCUUUGCUGGCGACUUGUACAACGAGCCUGUUCUGGCACCUCCGGAUUGGUGGGCGCCUCUUGCCGAUUUUGUGGACGAAGUCCUGAUAUGGGGAGGCGAUAAUGAGGUGCUCAAAGAUGGCAUUGCAGCUUUUGCGGAAAAGUUUACCAAAGGAUUUGGUAGCAGAGGUGGAAUUGUGACUACCGUUUUUACGCCGAAAGCGUGCCAUGAGGAGAUGAUUGUAGAGAGGAUCCUGGGAUAUAAGGGUGACUCUGGAACAGGUAGUCAGCAAGUCGUGGAGACGUGGGUGAAGGCGAAGCUUUGA